AUGGCCAAAUCUCCCCUCCAGGCGCCGUCGCGGCGAUCGGUGCGAGAUUCUGUUAUUCCGGCCUCCUCGCGCUCGGCAAACCGCACUCUCAACACGCGCAGCUGUCGUACUGAUGUGUCAGCAGCGAACUCUCUGCAUGGUCCACGCCAUAAGAGAUCCACCAAGGUAGCCUAUGUGUUCCAGAAGGCGAAGAACAAGCCGGCCGUGAGAGUCAGGAAGACGCACUCGAAACGAACUCACAAGACUAUGUCAGCUCCUGGCCGUCGCAUCCCGUCGCUACUUCGCUCAGCCGAGUUCACCGUUAUGGUGGUAUCUGAAGUGAUAGAGUCUCACAUCGAUUAUCUGCUGAUCGAACCUCCUACAUGGUCACCAAAUGUCGGUCAUAAGCAUUCUCCAAACAACGCAGACUUGUAUGCCUGGGCACCACCGACGGCACUCGACAUCCAACAGCUGUUUGGAGCUGUUGAACUUCAGAUCGAAGAGCUCAUAACUUUCGUGCCGCUUUCUUACAAAUGGGCCGGCUUCUGGCACCGUUGUGCUAAGGGUGGUUGGGAGCCAGCUGACGUUGCGAAGCUAAUAGUUGCCUCUCGACGCCUCCCCGACGAGGACAAAGCUAGCAUGGACAGGCGCGUCAAAUCCCUCAAAGGCGCUCUGGGUAAAUCGCAAAAGAUUGCCAUUGGUUGCCCUGCCACAUCUACUAGCGCUGCCGUUCCCGCUCGCCCACACUUAGUCGACAUCAACGUCAAUAACGGCGGUAUUGACUUCACCGCCUACAAUUGGCGCUACCCUGGCGAUUUGGGCAACCACACUUUCGGUUCCUUGGAGGAGGAUUGUCUACUUCUGCGACUUGCGCAUAAGGUCACACGUAUGCGACCGAGGCGCGUUGGCCUUUGUAAACGCUGA
Parastagonospora nodorum SN15 is the source of this 903-nucleotide messenger RNA. RefSeq lists its product as hypothetical. Bases 1 to 903 code for a protein of 300 amino acids. The transcript is spliced from 4 exons. The record is from RefSeq and is a predicted model, not a curated record. Lineage: Eukaryota; Fungi; Ascomycota; Dothideomycetes; Pleosporales; Phaeosphaeriaceae.